CGCCAGCAAAGAGUUUGCAGGAAAACAGAGUGAAGAAAAAAAUUCUAGCUUUUUCCAUUGAGAAAAAAAGAAAUUAAAAAAAAUAUUGGGAAAUAAUGCUUCUACGUAGCGCAUCUACUCCGAUACUGAACUCCUUGAUCCCACACUCCAAAGAUCCACAGCCACCGCCGGCGGAACCCGAGUUCUGCCCCCGACCUCCGAUAUCGAAAACCCGAUCCAUCACACUCACCGCCUCGCCUCCGGGUCUGGUCCGUUCGCCUUCUUCCCUGUCUUCCCACGAAGAUUCCAUCGGGAAGAUGACGAGGGCGCUGUCGGAGACAGAUCUGCGGCAGCUUUCUCCAGCCGUGCCGAAGAGGAAGCCGGCGUUGAACACGGUCCUCGUCGAGGAAGAGGAGGAAACGGAGUCGUUGGGCGGUGGUUUCUUCCUCGGAUCUAAUGGGUUGGGAGAGAAUUGCGCUGCCGAUGGUGGGUUGGCCGCGCUUUUGGUCGGCGACGGCGCAGGUGGGUGCGGCGGGAGAAUCGGCGGCGGCGGUGGUGGAAGGCCCGGCGGCGGAGGGAGAGAUGGAAAUUCGGAGUUCUGGGAUUCGAAUUACAAGACGGAGGUGUAUUACGAGGCGAUGAUCGAUGCGAAUCCCGGGAAUUCGCUUCUUCUUGGCAAUUAUGCCAAGUUUCUGAAAGAGGUUCGUCAGGAUUUUGUGAAGGCGGAAGAGUAUUGCGGGAGAGCAAUCCUGGCUAACCCUAACGACGGUGAUGUUCUUUCCAUGUAUGCCGAUUUGAUAUGGCGGAGCCAUAAGGACUCUUCUCGAGCUGAAAGUUACUUCGAUCGAGCUGUUAAAGCUGCUCCUGAAGAUUGCUAUGUUCUUGCUUCAUAUGCUCGUUUCCUUUGGGAUUCCGAGGAGGAGGAGGAAGAAGAAGUAGAGGAAGAAACGGGAGUGGAUUUGGUUCCAGAGAUGAACAAAUUGUCAUCACCGAAUUACUUCCAAGGAAUUCCACCCCUCCCUCCUCCAUUAACGGCUGCUUCUUGAAAAGCUUGAACCUUUUGGCAAAAAAAUCUUGUAAUAUAGGUUUAGAUUUCACAGCAUCUAAUUCCUAACCCCUUUCCCUUUCUGUUUAUAGCCCCUUUCCCUCUUUUGUUUUAAAAGUUUUGGCUUUUCUUAUUUCAAUCACUACUGCUACUACUCUGUCGUUCAUUGACCCAUCUCUAUAUCUCUUGUAGAAAUCAUAAUAAGAAAUGGAAUGAGUCCCUUUUUUUUGCUUACUCUGUCUCUCUUGUCUUUCUCUGUGUGUGAAUGUGAAUAUUCCAUCGACAAAGGGACAAAAAAAUAUCUCUUCCUGCUGCUACUGAAGUUAAAGGCCAUCUCUUCGUGAUGCCAAAAGCCAUAGAUCCUUUGUUUGUUUAAGCAGCCCCUUUUCCGUGGAGACUAAUGAAUGCCUUAUGUGUAA
Linum trigynum is the source of this 1443-nucleotide messenger RNA. NCBI's taxonomy places the organism in Eukaryota, Viridiplantae, Streptophyta, Magnoliopsida, Malpighiales, Linaceae. The record is from the annotation of a GenBank genome assembly.